Lutzomyia longipalpis is the source of this 2714-nucleotide messenger RNA. It is a transcript of the gene MED28, whose product is annotated as mediator of RNA polymerase II transcription subunit 28. The transcript has 5 exons. The record is from RefSeq and is a predicted model, not a curated record. NCBI's taxonomy places the organism in Eukaryota, Metazoa, Arthropoda, Insecta, Diptera, Psychodidae. Bases 134 to 826 code for a protein of 230 amino acids. Gene Ontology annotation, cellular component: mediator complex.
GACGCAUUUUUCCGGUGUGUGUCAAUCAGAAAAGAAAAACUUCAGGCUGAGUUGGUUGAAAAUAAUAAAUUUUUCGUGUCUUCCCGGCGACGCAACUUAUCAAACUUUUUUUACGAGAAAUAUGUGAUAAAUAAUGGCCUCAUCGUCCAACGGAAACGGAAAUCUGCUCGAUGAGUUCGAGGAGUCUUUCCAGGCGUGCCUGCAUGCGUUGGCCAAGGAGGAACCCGCAACGGAGAUGGAUAAGGAUGCCCUCAAGCUAGAAGUCGAUCAGACCACCACAAAAUUCAUCCAUCUAGCACGACAGAUGGAGGCGUUCUUUCUGCAGAAGCGCUUCCUGCUGUCAGUGCUGAAGCCCGAAUUGGUGCUCAAGGAGGAGAAUCUGGAUUUGCGGUAUGAGAUUCAGCGCAAAGAUGAGCUCAUCCGGAAGCACUAUGAGAAGAUUGAUCAGUGGAAAUCCCUCCUAAUGGAUCAACAGCCCAUGCCAGCUCAGGGCUCAGGGGGGAUGCAGGGUACGACUGAUAUGAGGAAUAUGCCGGGGGCGGGUGCUGCGGGACCAAUGAUGGGCGGGGGUGCACCUGGUGGGCCCAUUGGUGGUCCCGCAGGUGGUGGUGUUCUCCCCCAGGGCCCACCAGGUGCCAUGGGACUCCCAGGAAUGCCAGGAUCAAUGCAGGUUGGUGCUCCGCAAAUGUACAUGCAACAGGGUGGACCUGUUCCAUCGCGUGGUGCCUUCAAUCAAGCACCAAAUGUCCUGCAAGGCCCUCUGGCGUACUUGGAGAAGACCACCAGCAACAUAGACCUGGUGGGAAUGGGGGAUGCAAGGAGGUGACGGGGGCGGGGGAGGGGGCGCGGCCGUGGCAGAGGACGCGGAAGAGGCAGAGGGAGAGGCGCCCCCGAGUUUCACGGCAGUCCAUUGUCCUAGGAGAGAGCGAAACCUACAUUUUUUUGUUUAUUUCUCUUAUUUUUUUUAGUACUAAAUUUAGUACAGACAUUACUUUCAUUGCCGUCUUUUGAUUUAUUUGAUUUUUAACACAUUUCUUAAAUAUUUUCACACAAAAAAUCAAAAUUAUGAUCUCAAGAAAAAUUAAUUUAAUAAUUUUUAGAUUUUAAGUUUAUUUUUUAGUUAAUUUUGCAUUUUUUCUGAAGUUUUUUAAAUUAAUUAAUUAACGAAAGAAGAACAAAUUCGCUACCCUUUGGCAAAACACGGACCCAUAGUAAUUACUCUUAAAUUAGAUGUUGCAUGUGUAUAAACGUUAAAUGUAACUCCUUAUACAGCAAAAUUCAAGGCAAGAAACAAAAAAAAAACGAAGGAUUCAACGUAAAUCCGCUGUGAAGCGACCAACCCCGCUCAUUUUGACGCCACUUUGCGAGUGACAAAAAAAACUUGAAGAUCCAUAAAUAACAUAAAACAGAGAAAAACAUUCCAUUUCUCAAAGAAUCCUCCUCAUUCUAUCUCUGUAUAAGCUCAUGAUGAUGGGAAUUUACAUACAUUCCAAAAAAAACCUUGCGAAGCACAUAAAAUUGAUUUAAAAAAAUUGUUUUAUUUCAAAUCUAAAUAUCAUUUUUUGCAAGAUUAAAGUUUUUUUUUUUCGAUGAAAAUUGUCAAGGAGUUUAUUCAUCUUUAUGCUACAACAAAGUAUUAACCCUUUCGCGUGUUUUGGGUCAUACGUUGACCCAUACAUGAAACAAUUUAUUUUCCCAUUUUUUUAUGAAUGCAAUAUUGUUUUUCCUAGUAAGCAAUACGUGAAAUUCACGCAGAAGUCUAAGGAGACAUUUUACCUAAAAAAUAUCCUCUGAGUUCGUUUGUAGAAUAAAUAUUUGGAUAAAAGAGCGCGUGUUUCAAUGUUUUUAUGUUUCACGUUGGACGCGAAAGGGUUACAAUGAACCAAAAAUUUUAUCAACCGAAAAAUACUGAAGAAAAGUCAAAUUUCAAAAUUUCAUUAGAAUGAGUUGGAUAGAAUUAAAUUAGGUUCUUUUUGCAACAUUGUAAUUUUUCCUAUAAAUCAGAUGGAGCAUAAGCUUAAAUGCUUUAAAUUACAAUUUUACGAGAACCACGAGAACGACUCCAGAUUUUAAGCUUAUGCUUUAUGCAUUUAACCGAUCCAUGUCAGAUUCUGAAAACUCUAAAAUUUUUUAGCAAACCUAUUUUUCCAAUUUGAUUAGAUUAGAAAUAUUUUAAUUUUAAGUAUUCAUCACAAUUUAAAUUAAACUUGUAUUUUUUCAAUAAAAAACAAAACAACUGAAGCAAUGACGCUUAUGCUGCAUUUAUUUAAAUAUCAGCCAUAAAGAUAUGCAAUAGAUGCGCGGUUUUUCUCGGGUUAAAAAUUGUUAUUUUUAUUUUUUUAAGAUUUCAAAACGCUUUUUAAAAGUUUUCUAUUAGAUAAUAUUUCGAACGCCUGACUAACAUUAGGACACAACCAAAAGUAAAUAGACUCUUCAAAGACACAAACUUUUAUUCUCACAUUUUCUUGGAUUAAUUUUCCACAGCAAAUAUAAAGAAAAUUAAAUUGAAUUCCUAACCUAACAUUUCUCGGCGUCCUUUAUGGGUGCUUCGCAAGUUUGAUCCGGCUCUUUUUUUAAUUGAAAAAAAAAAGAAACCAUUUCAAGACAAAAAAAUCUUUAAUUUCAUCAUAAACAAAAUAAAACCAUUUCCACUGUAUUGAAAUAAUAAAAAUAUAAAAUGCAAGAAAACAAACAAAAUACAGGUGAAAAGAAAA